This is a messenger RNA of Fragaria vesca subsp. vesca, 2060 nucleotides long. RefSeq names its product metal transporter Nramp3-like. Gene Ontology annotation, molecular function: manganese ion transmembrane transporter activity; cadmium ion transmembrane transporter activity. The record is from RefSeq and is a predicted model, not a curated record. The transcript has 4 exons. Gene Ontology annotation, biological process: positive regulation of reactive oxygen species metabolic process; defense response to bacterium; metal ion transport. Gene Ontology annotation, cellular component: vacuolar membrane. NCBI's taxonomy places the organism in Eukaryota, Viridiplantae, Streptophyta, Magnoliopsida, Rosales, Rosaceae. The coding region runs from base 192 to 1742 and encodes 516 amino acids.
CAGUCACACAUUCGCACACUUUUAAAAAUUAAAAAGAAAAAUUUAAAAAAGAGGAAGAGAAUAAAGCAAGAGAGGGACCGGUAGUUUUGCUCCGACCUUCAUUUCUCUCCGUCCAGAGUCGUGAAAAAGCUCAAAAACGCCGCCGUGACACUCCACCGUAAACUCACCCUUACACAAUACCAACUCCGACGAUGGCGCAACAGGAGCACCAUCAGCCGCUCCUCCUCGACAACACCAACGACUCCUCUGACCACGACGAGCUAGAAGAGACAGCCUACGACUCAGACGACAAAGUCCACAUCGUCAUAAACGACGCCGAAGCCAGCGACGAUGACGGUUCCAAGACGCCGCCGUUUUCAUGGAAGAAGCUCUGGCUGUUCACCGGUCCGGGGUUCCUGAUGAGCAUAGCGUUUCUAGACCCGGGAAACUUGGAGGGGGAUCUUCAGGCGGGAGCGAUCGCAGGAAACUCGCUGCUAUGGUUGCUGAUGUGGGCGACGGCGAUGGGGCUACUGGUGCAGCUUUUGUCGGCGAGGCUGGGGGUGGCGACGGGGAGACACCUGGCGGAGCUGUGUAGGGAGGAGUAUCCGAGAUGGGCGGGAUAUGUGCUGUGGGUCAUGGCUGAGCUCGCGCUUAUUGGGGCGGAUAUUCAGGAGGUUAUUGGGAGUGCGAUUGCUAUUAAGAUUUUGAGUAAUGGGGCCUUGCCACUUUGGGCCGGUGUCGUCAUCACCGCGUUGGAUUGUUUUAUCUUUCUACUUUUGGAGAACUAUGGUGUGAGGAAACUGGAAGCAGUUUUUGCUGUUCUUAUUGCAACGAUGGCGCUCUCGUUUGCGUGGAUGUUUGGUGAAGCAAAGCCUAGUGGCACUGAACUUCUGCUUGGUAUUCUGAUUCCGAAACUUAGCUCCAGGACAAUCAAGCAGGCUGUUGGAGUUGUGGGGUGCAUUAUCAUGCCUCACAAUGUGUUCUUGCACUCGGCUCUUGUACAGUCUAGAGAUAUCGAUCACAGCAAGAAAGGUCGAGUUCAGGAAGCUCUGAAUUACUACAGCAUUGAGUCCACCAUUGCUCUUGUUAUCUCCUUUGUUAUCAAUCUCUUUGUCACCACUGUGUUUGCCAAGGGAUUUUAUAAUACCCCACUGGCGGAUAGUAUAGGCCUUGUGAAUGCAGGGCAGUAUCUGGAAGAGAAGUAUGGGGGUGGUGUGUUCCCUAUUCUCUAUAUUUGGGCUAUUGGAUUAUUAGCUGCUGGCCAGAGUAGUACUAUUACAGGUACCUACGCAGGGCAGUUCAUCAUGGGAGGUUUCUUAAAUUUGAGAUUGAAGAAAUGGAUGAGGGCAUUGAUCACACGAAGCUGCGCAAUCAUUCCAACUAUAAUUGUUGCUCUUGUGUUUGACACAUCUGAGGAUACAUUGGAUGUUUUGAAUGAGUGGCUUAAUGUGCUUCAGUCAAUUCAGAUUCCUUUUGCCUUGAUUCCCUUGCUUUUCUUGGUGUCCAGCGAGCGAAUCAUGGGAUCCUUCAAGAUUGGAAAUAUUCUCAAGAUGGUUGCAUGGCUUGUGGCUGCACUGGUGAUGGUGAUCAAUGGCUAUCUGUUGCUGGACUUCUUCUCCAAUGAAGUGAACGGGGUGUUGUUUGGCUCUGUUGUGUGUGCUUUUACUGCUGGAUAUGCGGCGUUUAUAGUCUACCUUGUUUUCCGGGGUAUCACCCUUCCAAGGUGGUGCAAAUCAAAGAGUGUCACAGACGCACUGAACUGAGUAAUCAUCAAAACAAAAAUCAGUGGCAAGAGAAUUGUGUUGUAUACUAUUGCCGAUCGAAUCUCCAAAGGCUGUCAGGAGUGCUUAUAAAGUAUAAACACAGCUUUUCCUGAUUAAGAAACAUAAGCUCAGUGUUUCUUCUAUAAUAUAGUUGUGUUGUAUUCAGAGAGUAGAUGAGGCUAGAUUAGAGAAGCUGGUCAUGCUGCUGAUGCUUGUUCUAGCACAAUACCUGUUAAAGUAGUCAAUAUGAUUGAUAUCGGUCUUGGACACAAUGUACUGGAUUUAUAUCAUCAAAGAAAUAUCCUUUUGGCUUAAACC